Molecule: messenger RNA, 1714 nt
Organism: Fundulus heteroclitus (mummichog)
Lineage: Eukaryota; Metazoa; Chordata; Actinopteri; Cyprinodontiformes; Fundulidae
Gene: guca1aa
Product: guanylate cyclase activator 1A
Exons: 5
Coding region: 175-1044 (289 amino acids)
Molecular function (GO): calcium ion binding; calcium sensitive guanylate cyclase activator activity
Source: RefSeq, a predicted model, not a curated record
CCGACUCCCUCCCGGACCCUCAACUGCGGCUGCGCGAAUCUUCUGGUGAAGAGACAAGAUUCCAGCUAGCUAAACUGCGAAAACCCGACGGUUGGCUUCCAGGGCUUUUUAAAAAAAAAAAUAGGCAGCCAUCUUUUAUUAAAUACGCUGGUAAAAGGACGACGGAGACGGAGCAUGGUGCAAACUGAAAAGCGUCUAAAGCUAAGCUGCUGUUUUCCACGGUGCAGCGAGUUAGCUGGGGGGCUACAUAGCGAGCUAGCGCCGCUAAAGCCAGCGAUUAAAGCCAAGGAGCCUGGGCGAAGGGGGCGUGAAGAUCUGGUGAACUACAAAAGGCCCCUGCCAAGUGCCACCCUCAUCCUAAAGGACCCAGUGUCGUGUGACUGUGAACAGGGAGAAGAUCCGCUUCACAGUAGACCAAUUGGGCAGCCAGGUCAGCGCAGCAGCAGCAGUUUUGCACCUCCAGCUGUUAAAGCAAUGGGCAACUCAAACGGAUGCACCGUGGACGACCUGCAGGCGGUGGAGAUGCACCUGUGGUACAAGAAGUUCAUGACGGAGUGUCCAUCGGGGCAGCUAACGCUGCACGAGUUCAAGCAGUUCUUCGGGCUGAAGGGACUGGACCCAGAGGCCAACGCCUACAUAGAGCAGAUGUUCCGAACAUUUGACAUGAACAAGGAUGGCUACAUUGACUUCAUGGAGUACGUAGCAGCCCUGAGUCUGGUGAUGCGGGGGAAGAUGGAGCACAAGCUUCGCUGGUACUUCAAACUCUACGACGUGGACGGAAACGGCUGCAUCGACCGCUACGAACUCCUGAACAUCAUUAAGGCCAUCCGGGCGAUCAAUGGGAACGACAAUCAGGAGACGACCGCAGAGGAAUUCACCAACAAAGUCUUUGAUAGGAUUGACGUCAACGGAGAUGGUGAGCUGUCUUUGGAGGAGUUUGUUGAAGGAGCCCGCAGCGACGAAGACUUCAUGGAGGUGAUGAUGAAGAGCUUGGACCUCCGCCAUAUUAUGGCUAUGAUCCACAGCAGGAGGCACAGCGUUUAGGGUUCUGUCCGCGCACCCACCCGACAACCCGCACCCCUCCUUCACAGAACCGCCUCUUUGGAAAAAAAAAAAAGGUCUUUUGCAAAGUGAGAUUCGUGUCACUGAAAACGGACGUACCCGAAGUUUAAUCUCGAAGCGAGAGACAGUCCUGCACUUUAAAAACGGGUCGACUCCCCCCCCAGGACCGCCCUGGCGUGACGGAGGAUCUCUACCAAAAGUCCACUUAGCCUCAGACACCCAGGGGGGACGGCAGUGGAGCGGAGACCUGCUUUUUAUUUUGUGUAUCGACGUCCCGCUGCAGGAAAUCAGCCCGAUCGAUUUACCUGGUGACCCUGCGGCGUUUUUAAGCUAAUUUGAUGAAGUUAGCAGCUGAACAUCAAGAACAUCUUGAGAGAGAUUCAGAGGAAGAAAGGAGAUUUGAUUCACUAUUUUAACUUUUUUUUUCCUUCUAUGUUUAAUGUCCAAAAUGAAAUACGGGGCAUGGUUGCUUCUUUGACUGAAGGGGUUGGCUUUAAUGGCCGGCAUGAAGACAGAUCGAGGAAAUCCUGGUUCUGUUGUGGGCUUUGCUCAUCUGGUGCCUUCAGUUGAAACACUGAACAAAUGUGUUUGAUUUUCCGCUUUUGUCUAUUUAUACUCUGAGGAAAUAAACAGUAAAAACAUGAGAAGAAAA